AUGGUGGACGAGACACGAGACGGAGACGGUGGCAGCAUCAUCGCUAGACACAGCUCCGAUUCUCCCCCAGACACCAAACCAGUCGACGAAACAGUGGAAGGUGUUGAUAUCAUCAGCUGUAUGCCGCAUGAGAUCAUCCACCAUAUCCUCUCGUUUAUUCCAACUCAGUACGGGAUCAGAACUUCCGCCUUGUCCAAAGCAUGGAGGCAUGUUUGGUGCCACACACCUUGUCUCGACUUUGAUUGUUUCAACAAAUAUGGACAUUGGUUGUAUCUGGUCUUGGAUGGUUCUCUAUGUUGCACCGAGACGGAUACGGGGACAGAAAUGGGGACGGAAUCGGGGACGGGAAACGGGAAAACUAAAAAUGUAAAGAUACGGAGAAACGUCACGGAAACGUUUCCUUGCCGUCCCGGCCGUGUCCCCGUCUCGGAAACUUCAUCCUUAGAGAAGCUCAGCGUGAAUUUUGAUAUGAUUCCGGAAUGCACAGUGUCUUGGAAAUCUCUAAGGAAGUUGGCAUUGAGGAGCUGUAAUCUCAAUGAUGAAUCUAUUGAUAAUAUUCUCUCUGGCUCUCCAAUGCUUGAAACCUUGAGACUGAUUUACUGUACUGGACCUCAGCGUCUUGAUCUGAGGCAUAUGGAUAUUGAUCGGAACGAUGAUCAAAGGCUAGACGAGAUUGUAGCGCCUCACAUCAAUUAUCUGAAGUUGAAAAGUUCUUAUAAACCAUUGACUUUAGUCGAUGUCUCUUGUUUGAUGGAAGCUAAUCUUGACAUCUUCAGGAGACAUUCAUCUUCCUGGCAAUUUAACACUCCUUUCAGAGAGAAAGCUGAUUUUCUUCAAACAGGGGUCUUAAAGAUGCUAGCAAAAUUACAAAACGCAGAAAGGCUUUCUUUUGGGGGUUCCCUUCUUCAGAUUCUGUCUCUCGCUGAGCUCCGUGGUGUUUCUUUCCCUACGUUCAAGGUCCAAACAUUGACGCUUAAAACCAGGUUUGCAAAAUCUUCUGUUCCUGGUAUAACAAGGUUACUACAUAACUCACCUGGAUUAAAGAAGCUAAUAGCAGAUUGGUAUCUGGACAACUAUUUGGAGUCACAAGGCUUGAAUCCAGAUCAAUGUUGGAGAUCAAAAUAUGAUGUGUUUCCUACCUCAGAUGAGUCUGAUGAUAUGAUUGUACGUAAUGAGGAAUCAUCGUGGGAACUCGUGGUGUCGUUCGUUGAAAUGAUGCUGAGAAAUGUAACGACACUAGAGAUGUUGGUGGUAGGGUUGAAACAUAUUGACCGGAGUUUUAAUGAUUCAAACUUGUUAGAAGAUUUGCUUCAGAUGCUUCCUAACAACAAUUAUGUCUCCAUCGUGCUCAAACGCUAA
Molecule: messenger RNA, 1359 nt
Organism: Brassica oleracea var. oleracea
Lineage: Eukaryota; Viridiplantae; Streptophyta; Magnoliopsida; Brassicales; Brassicaceae
Product: putative F-box/LRR-repeat protein At5g02700
Exons: 7
Coding region: 1-1359 (452 amino acids)
Molecular function (GO): protein binding
Source: RefSeq, a predicted model, not a curated record